Molecule: messenger RNA, 7890 nt
Organism: Heterostelium album PN500
Lineage: Eukaryota; Evosea; Eumycetozoa; Acytosteliales; Acytosteliaceae
Exons: 22
Coding region: 1-7890 (2629 amino acids)
Biological process (GO): sexual reproduction
Source: RefSeq, a predicted model, not a curated record
AUGUCACUGGAAUCUUUUAAACAUUUCGCAUCUAAUGAACAGAGAUAUGAAAGACAAUCAAAUCAUGGACUAAGAAAAGGUGUUCCAAUACGUCAUAUUCCUAAUCAUUUGAUGGUACAUGUAUCAGUGUCGACAAAUCAAUUAUAUACUACUUUGGUGGUAACAUCGAUUUGUUUUGAUGCAUCUACUAUCAAGAAAGUUGUAAUUCAAAAUCCAAAUAUCAUUUCACCGAAAACAGGAGUAUGUUCAACAUCUCUCAGUAUAUCAGUUGAAAGUAGUUUCUUGAUAAACUAUUCAGAUUUCACAAUUGAAUCUUCUGUAUCUGCUACUAUUGUUCAGAAAUUAGAUGCCUACCGAAAUGGAGAUAGUCAAAUGUUUGUUUUCCAACUGAACUUGAUCAACAUUACAGAAGGUGAUUACAAUGCAACAGUACGCCUAUCAAGAGCAGCCACCUCAAAUUUCCCAAAUGAAACAUUCCUUAUAUUUCCAAUUCAAUGUAAAGAAUUCUCAUUAAAUCAAUUUAGUAUUGUUUCUCAAGGAGUACCAACUUAUGAUGAAUAUAAUGGCAUUGUACAAACGUUACAAUUCAAUUUCGAUACCUUUUUCUAUUCAACAUUCUCUGAUUUCUUCUAUGACAUCGGUUGUAAUACAAAUCCAACUUUCUUAUGUAGAAUAAGAAGAUGGGUAAACAGAGAUAUUAAUUCUUAUUUUUUGAUUCUUACAAUGAUCCAAAACCAAGUUUUUGAAGAUGAUACGAUCAAUGUUCAAAUUACAUUAGCCACUGCAAAUUCAUCUUUCAAUAUUACAGUUCCUAAUCUUUAUCCUCACGGAUCAAGAACAUCAGUUCUUCAAUCUUUUCAAACAUACCCAGCACCUGGUGGAAGUUAUAUUCAGAGUCAACUUUUAGAAACAUUACCAGCUUACUUUUUUAUGUCAUUUACCAACUUUAAUUCAAGAUUAUAUGGCAACUUACGUACUCUUAGAGUAUUUAAUAAUGAAACUUUAACAAUAUAUACUGGUUUCCUAUCAAUUCAAUCUACAAUACCGACUCUUCCUAUUUAUAUAGUUGACAAUGUGUCAUCCAUUCUUAAUGAUACGUAUAUUUAUUCAUUCACACAAUUUGCUUUGGCUCCUGGUAUCGCUUUCAAUUCAAGUGGAUGGAUUUUAGAUUCAACAACAAACACUAGCUUUAUGACGUUUAACUAUAGCUCAACAUAUCUAUUUAAUUUUCAGAGUUCUAUCAAAUUUGAUACGAAUACCUUAUCUUUCAGCAAUUGGAGUCCAUACAGCAUUAUAAAUGGAAAAUAUACAUAUCAGUUGGAAACACCUUUCAUUCGAUCAACAACAUCUGAUACCUCAUUCUUUGGUUCGUUGGAUUUACGUUCUGGGACAACUACAAGUAUAGUUACAAAACCGAGCAACCAAAAUCCGCAAUUGUAUGCGAUGGAUUUAAUUGAUUUCAAGAUUGUUUCUGUAUUUACUAUUUUGGUUAGAAUAAAGAUUUUAUCAAACUGUCCAAUUACGAAUAUAAAUUUGUUGGGCAAAAUAAUUACCACAAGCAACCUCAUCGAUGGAGAUCAAUACAAUGGUACAUAUGAAAUGGAGAUAUUCCCUUUUUCGCUCAAAGAAUUUCCUGUAACGAUAUUCAAUACAAACUAUAAAGGUAUCACUUUCUAUUCAGCAUUACCUUAUAAUAAGAGAGGUGAUAUUCUUCCAGAAAUUCCAGUAUACAAAAAUUUAUUAUUGUGGUUAAUUACAUUUAUUCUAACCAAUAUCAAAUUAGACUCAAAUAUAUACACGAAUAUAACAUACUUUGAAUUCAUUCCAAACAAUAUCGAUUUGACAACAAGUGCAUUGGAUAUUAAAUUGUAUUUGAACUUCUCGAUUCCAUUGGAGAACUUGACACCAUCCAUUAGUUUUACUUCUUUAUCAGGACCCAGAAUAUAUUGGAAAGGAUCUUAUAACACGAGUUUACAAUUGUUUGAAAUUGAUAUUCAAUUACAGAGAGAUAUGAUGAUGGGAUCACAACAAUAUCAAAUGGAUUUCAAUCAAAUGUUUUCAAACAAUAUUCAAGACUAUAUAUUACAAUCGGUUAUUGGUCAAAAUGCAACAUUGAAUAUAUCUAAAUCAAAUGGAGGAAUAUAUUUAUCACCACAAAUUACAGAUAUAAAUAGUUUAACAGCUCUCAAUUUAACAUUACUUCCAAACACAAGUUAUACUCUUGGAUGGGAUUUAAAUAUCACAGAUCCAUAUGGAUUCACAAAUGGAAGUCUUUAUGUUCUUUCAAAUUUCGAUUUACUUCCUUAUAUCAUUCUAUUCAACUCAUCCAACAGAAUAUCUGGUGGACCAACCGAUGGAGUCUAUCGAAUCAACUUUACAAUCAACAGCAAUACACUUUCACAAACAUUUAUAAUGUCAAAUAUCACACUUUUAAGUACAAUCGGAAAGUUACAGUUUCCAACACCACCUUUAAUGUUAAUAUAUGGAACUCCAAAAGAACAACAAUUAAGAUUAUCUGUCGUUUCUACAUCUGACCUUAAAGAUAUAGAAGCACCAAUUCUUUCAAAUUUAAUUAUUUCACCAAAUGUUGAUGUUGGAUCUCCAAUCAGAACGGUUGAAUUUAAUAUUAUGCUUUUUGAAAAUGUUACAGGAUCAGGUGUUUCAAUUCGACACACACCAUUCAUUCGUUUAACAUCAGAGAAUGCCAACUAUAUGGAAAUUAAUUCAAUUUUCAAGACAACAUCUGGUGAUGGAUAUUAUUACUUUUAUGGAAAAGCUCAACUUCCAUAUGGAUUUGGUUUGAAUAAUAUCUUUGUCAGUGUCUAUUCAAUUUAUGAUAAUUUCUUGAACAUGAGAGCUUAUAAUUCAAUGGAUUUAAAGGAUAUAGGCCUUCCAUACCUGAUUCAAAGAUCAUUUACAUUUAAUACACCAAUCAUCGAGAGUUCUUCAGAUCUUACCAGUCGAGGAGGUUCACUUACAAUCUAUGGACGUGCAUUCGGACUCACAAACAACUCCAUGCUUUCACAAAUCGAUUAUGGAAAUGGAUUUGAAGAUAUGAAUUUAAAUUUCCAUUCUGGAAUCAUUUUACAAUUCAACAACAUCAAACAAAUCACAACGGAUUUCGUGACAGUCAGAGUGAUCAGAAAUAAUAUAUUUUCAAAUCCAUUCAUUAUUCCAGUCAAGAAAGUUUCACUUCCAAAUCCAACAUCAACACCAACAUCAACAGCUCCACAAAAGUGUCCAGGUACACCAGAGUGUAAUAAUAAUGGAAAUUGUAUCAAUUCAAUUUGUCAAUGUCAAUUACCUUGGUAUGGUCCAUCAUGUUCUUCAAAGAUUAUAAUUGUUCCAACACCUCCUGCCAAUCCAGAACCAGUCACAGGAACCAAUAUUACAGAAUCAGGAUCAUUGAUUACAACAUCAAUUGAAAUCAUCGGUGUCAGAGAACUUGAUGAUACAAUGAACAUUGUCAAACAAUUCAACAUCAGCAAUUGGAAUUUCACAGAUUUAACAACACCAACAUCGAAUCCAAAGUAUUUCUAUUCAACACAACUCAAUCAAACAACAACAUUCCUCAAUGUUUCGAUUGAAUAUUUCAAACAAUCAACAAACAUCACAUUUGCCAAUCACAAUCUUUACAUUCCACAAUCAACAAUCAAGUUUACAAUGAACUUGAAUUCAUAUAAAUUCGAUAGUCCAUUGAAUUUCUUGCAGAUCUUGAUGAAAUCAUCGAUUGAAACAGAUUCAUCAGAUUCAUGUUCAUCAUCUGGAGUUGGUGUUUCUGGUGGAUCUGUUGAAUGGAUCAAAUUGAAUAUUGAUGAUCAAAGUCUUUAUGGUCGAUUCUUAUCUGAUGCAGUCAUCGAUUACACAGUAACACCAAUUCGGAAUGUAAUCAUUGACCAAGAUGACACCAAAUCAUCAAAUACCAAUCAAAUUCGAUCAGCAAUCGUUGGAAUCACCAUUCCAAAUUAUUUAUUCUCAGUCGAUUUGGAUCCUGACUUUUCAAAUCUCAUUGAUGUCGAUUCAAAUACAGAAGCAUCUACUAUCAAGAAAGCUGUAGUUCAAAAUCCAAAUAUCAUUUCACCAAAAACAGGAGUAUGUUCAACAGCUCUCGGUGUAUUGGUUGAAAGUAGUUUCUUGAUAGAAUAUGCAGAUUUCACAAUUGAACAUAGUGAAUCAACUACAAUAGUUCAAAAAUUAGUUGCCUACCGAAAUGGAGAUAGUCAAAUGUUUGUAUUCCAACUGAACUUGAUCAACAUUACAGAAGGUGAUUACAAUGCAACAGUACGCCUAUCAAGAGCAUCCACCCCAAAUUUCCCUAAUGAAACAUUCUUUAUAUUUCCAAUUCAAUGUAAAGCAUUAUUUUUCAAUCAAUUUAGUAUUGCUUCUCAAGGAGUACCAACUUAUGAUGAAAAUAAUGGCAUUGUACAAGCAAUUCAAUUCAAUUUCGAUACCUCUAUCUAUUUAACACUCUCUGAUUUCUUCUAUGAUAUUGUCUGUGUUACAAAUGGACCUUUCAACUGUGGAAUAAGUAAAUCGCUAGGCAGAUAUUUAAAUUCUUAUACAAUGACCAUUACAAUAAACCAAAACCAAGUUUUUGAAGAUGAUACGAUCAAUGUUCAAAUUUCAUUCCGCUCAUCAAAUUCAUCUUUCAAUAUUACAGUUCCUAAUCUUUAUCCUCACGAACCAAGAACAUCAGUUCUUCAAUCUUUUCAAACAUACCCAGCACCUGGUGGAAGUUAUAUUCAGAGUCAACUUUUAGAAUCAUUACCAGCUUACUUUUUUAUGUCAUUUACCAACUUUAAUUCAAGAUUAUAUGGUUCUUUCCUUCGUCCUAGAGUAUUUAAUAAUGAAACUUUAACGAUAUAUACUGGUUCCCUCUCAAUUCGAAAUACAAUAUCGACUCUUCCUAUUUAUAUAGUUGACAAUGUUUCAUCCAUUCUUAAUGAUACGUAUAAUUAUUCAUUCACACGAUUUGAAUUGACUUCUGGUAUUGCCUACGUUUCAAGAUAUUUGAAUUUAAGUUCAGGAACAAAUACUUCCUAUAUUUCAUUUACCUUUGAAUCAACAUAUCUAUUUAAUUUUCAGAGUACUCUCAGAUUCGGACCAAAUAGCUUAACUUUAAGCAAUUGGUGUCCAUACGGCAGUAUAAAUGGAAAAUAUAUAUAUAGAUUGGAAACACCUUUCAUUCAAUCAACAACAUCUGAUAUAUCAUUUUUGGUUUCGCUGGAUUCAAAUUAUCAGACAACUACGAGUAAAGUUCCAUAUAUAGCUUACCAAAAUCCACAAUAUUUGAUUGAUUUCAAGAUUGUUUCUGUAUUUACUGUUUUGGUUAGAAUAAAGAUUUUAUCAAACUAUGCAAUAACGACAAUCCAUAUUGGUGGAAAAAUAAUUACCUCAAACAACCUCAUCGAUGGAGAUCAAUAUAAUGGUACAUAUGAAAUAGAAAUCUUCCCUUUAGUGUUCAAGGAUUAUCCAGUAACGAUAUUGAGCACAAACUAUGAAACUUUCUAUUUAUUUUCAGCAUUACCAUAUAAUAAGAGAGGUGAUAUUCUUCCUGAUUAUCCAGUAUACCAAAAUUUAUGUAAUUUUACUUCUUUAUCAGGACCCAGAAUAUAUUGGAAAGGAUCUUAUAACACGAGUUUACAAUUGUUUGAAAUUGAUAUUCAAUUACAAAGAGAUAUGAUGAUGGGAUCACAACAAUAUCAAAUGGAUUUCAAUCAAAUGUUUUCAAACAAUAUUCAAGACUAUAUAUUACAAUCAGUUAUUGGUAAAAAUGCCACUUUAAACAUAUCUAAAUCAAGUGGAGGAAUAUAUUUAUCACCACAAAUUACAGAUAUAAAUAGUUUAACAGCUCUCAAUUUAACAUUACUUCCAAACACAAGUUAUACUCUUGGAUGGGAUUUAAAUAUCACAGAUCCAUAUGGAUUCACAAAUGGAAGUCUUUAUGUUCUUUCAAAUUUCGAUUUACUUCCUUAUAUCAUUCUAUUCAACUCAUCCAACAGAAUAUCUGGUGGACCAACCGAUGGAGUCUAUCGAAUCAACUUUACAAUCAACAGCAAUACACUUUCACAAACAUUUAUAAUGUCAAAUAUCACACUUUUAAGUACAAUCGGAAAGUUACAGUUUCCAACACCACCUCUCAUGUUAAUUUAUGGAACUCCAAAAGAACAACAAUUAAGAUUAUCUGUCGUUUCUACAUCUGACCUUAAAGAUAUAGAAGCACCAAUUCUUUCAAAUUUAAUUAUUUCACCAAAUGUUGAUGUUGGAUCUCCAAUCAGAACGGUUGAAUUUAAUAUUAUACUUUUUGAAAAUAUUACAGGAUCAGGUGUUUCAAUUCGACACACACCAUUCAUUCGUUUAACAUCAGAGAAUGCCAACUAUAUGGAAAUUAAUUCGAUUUUCAAGACAACAUCUGGUGAUGGAUAUUAUUACUUUUAUGGAAAAGCUCAACUUCCAUAUGGAUUUGGUUUUAACAAUAUCUUUGUCAGUGUCUAUUCAAUUUAUGAUAAUUUCUUGAACAUGAGAGCUUAUAAUUCAAUGGAUUUAAAGGAUAUAGGCCUUCCAUACAUGGUUCAAAGAUCAUUUACAUUUAAUACACCAAUCAUCGAGAGUUCUUCAGAUCUUACCAGUCGAGGAGGUUCACUUACAAUCUAUGGACGUGCAUUUGGACUCACAAACAACUCCAUGCUUUCACAAAUCGAUUAUGGAAAUGGAUUUGAAGAUAUGAAUUUAAAUUUCCAUUCUGGAAUCAUUUUACAAUUCAACAACAUCAAACAAAUCACAACGGAUUUCGUGACAGUCAGAGUGAUCAGAAAUAAUAUAUUUUCAAAUUCAUUCAUUAUUCCAGUCAAGAAAGUUUCACUUCCAAAUCCAACAUCAACACCAACAUCAACAGCUCCACAAAAAUGUCCAGGUACACCAGAGUGUAAUAAUAAUGGAAAUUGUAUCAAUUCAAUUUGUCAAUGUCAAUUACCUUGGUAUGGUCCAUCAUGUUCUUCAAAGAUUAUAAUUGUUCCAACACCUCCUGCCAAUCCAGAACCAGUCACAGGAACCAAUAUUACAGAAUCAGGAUCAUUGAUUACAACAUCAAUUGAAAUCAUCGGUGUCAGAGAACUUGAUGAUACAAUGAAUAUUGUCAAACAAUUCAACAUCAGCAAUUGGAAUUUCACAGAUUUAACAACACCAAUUUCGAAUCCAAAGUAUUUCUAUUCAACACAACUCAAACAAACAACAACAUUCCUCAAUGUUUCGAUUGAAUAUUUCAAACAAUCAACAAACAUCACAUUUGCCAAUCACAAUCUUUACAUUCCACAAUCAACAAUCAAGUUUACGAUGAACUUGAAUUCAUAUAAAUUCGAUAGUCCAUUGAAUUUCUUGCAGAUCUUGAUGAAAUCAUCGAUUGAAACAGAUUCAUCAGAUUCAUGUUCAUCAUCUGGAGUUGGUGUUUCUGGUGGAUCUGUUGAAUGGAUCAAAUUGAAUAUUGAUAAUCAAAGUCUUUAUGGUCGAUUCUUAUCUGAUGCAGUCAUCGAUUACACAGUAACACCAAUUCGGAAUGUAAUCAUUGACCAAGAUGACACCAAAUCAUCAAAUACCAAUCAAAUUCGAUCAGCAAUCGUUGGAAUCACCAUUCCAAAUUAUUUAUUCUCAGUCGAUUUGGAUCCUGACUUUUCAAAUCUCAUUGAUGUUGAUUCAAGUGAUACAUCUGACUUGAUUUGUUCAAAGAAGAAUCGAUUAUCAAAUGGAGCUAUUGCAGGUAUUGUUGUUGGAAUUGUUGUAUUUGUGAGUAUUGUAAUUGCAACAACAUUCUUUUUAGCAAAGAAAAAGAAAUUCAGAAAACAAGAAAUCAGAAUGAAAAAGAAAUUAGAAGGAAUGAACAAUAAAGAUUUAUAA